GCAAAAGUGAAUUCCUGCAAAUCAACCAGCCAUGAUCGGUGCUCAGGCUCGAACUCUGCCCAACAAGCUCCUCCAUCCCCUGACUGUUCUGCGCCCCCAUGCCUCCUUCACCACCGCUGCAGCAUCCCCGGCAACCAAACCCUCAUCAAUCCUCUACCCAAAGAUCAACGUGCCCCCGUCCCAGAUCGUCGCGAGUCAUGGCCACUACCUCACCACUGACGAUGGCCGGGAGAUCUUCGACGCCACCGGCGGUGCUGCAGUUGCGGCCCUCGGCCACAACCACCCCGCCAUCAAGAACGCAAUCAUCCAGCAAUUCAACGAUGUGGCCUAUUGCUACGCACCAUUCUUUACCACGCCCGCGGCCGAGCGCAUCGCCGCAUUUCUGACUGAGUCGACCCACGGCGAGAUGACCAAGACCUUCAUCCUGAGCUCCGGUUCGGAAGCCGUCGAGGCCGCCCUCAAACUCGCGCGGCAGUACUUCGUGGAGCGAGGGGAGCCCCAGCGCACUCGGUUCAUCGCGCGCAAGCAGUCCUACCACGGCAACACGUUGGGAGCUCUCGCGACGGGACACCAUCUCACCCGCCGGGCAGUGUAUGAGGAGAUUCUGGCGAAGAAUGUUUCGCAUGUCUCGCCCUGCUACCCGUACCGCGGCAAGUACCUCGACGAAAGCGACGACAGCUACGUGCGGCGCUUGGCGGAUGAGCUCGAGGCCGAAUUCCAAGCGGUCGGACCGGGGACAGUCUGUGCUUUUGUCGCAGAGACAAUGGCUGGUGCGACCCUGGGUUGUGUCCCUGCCGUGCCCGGAUACUUCCCCGCGAUGAAGGCCGUAUGCGACCGUCAUGGUGCCCUCUUGAUCCUGGACGAGGUCAUGUCGGGCAUGGGCCGCUCGGGGACCCUUCAUGCAUGGGAGCAGGAGGGCGUCAUCCCCGACCUGCAGACCGUGGCGAAGGGACUGGGGGCGGGCUAUGCGCCCAUCGGGGCUUUGCUCAUCGGGAAGAAGGUGGUGGAUGCGCUGACACAGGGUUCUGGUGGGUUUGUGCACAGCCAGACGUAUGCAGGACAUCCCAUGGCCUGUGCGGUAGCCUAUUCCGUGCAGAGUCUGAUCCAAGAGAAUCAUCUCCUGGAAAAUGUCAGGAUUCAAGGGGAUUACCUGGGGCGACUGCUGAAGGAACGCGUGGGGGGUCAUCCCAAUGUGGGCGAUGUCCGUGGUCGGGGUCUGUUCUGGGGGAUUGAGUUCGUCAAAGACAAAGAGACGAAGACACCUUUCCCCGCGGCUGAACACAUAGCUCAGACGGUGCAUUUGACGGGCCUGCAACCGGAGCAUUGUAUCUCUUUACUUCCCAGCAGCGGGAAUGCCGACGGGAUCGAGGGUGAUCUGGUCUUGGUGGCGCCUGCAUAUAACAUUACUGCUGCCGAGGUGGAGGUGAUUGUCGAUCGGGUCGCCAGGGUCAUUGGUUCUGUUUUUGGAGAGGCUUGAGAAGCUUGCGUUGGUCGUUGCAGCUGCUAGACAAUCCGAUUAAGCCAUAUCAUUAGUUGGAUGCUUCAUCCUCCCUAUCCACAUCCCCUUUCCAAUAAUGGCAGCAAUGAAUUUGC
Messenger RNA from Aspergillus saccharolyticus JOP 1030-1, 1593 nucleotides. RefSeq names its product PLP-dependent transferase. The transcript has 4 exons. The record is from RefSeq and is a predicted model, not a curated record. Bases 32 to 1477 code for a protein of 481 amino acids. NCBI's taxonomy places the organism in Eukaryota, Fungi, Ascomycota, Eurotiomycetes, Eurotiales, Aspergillaceae. Gene Ontology annotation, molecular function: transaminase activity; pyridoxal phosphate binding. Gene Ontology annotation, cellular component: cytosol.